Torulaspora globosa is the source of this 789-nucleotide messenger RNA. RefSeq names its product Elongator subunit ELP6 (gene ELP6). Gene Ontology annotation, cellular component: elongator holoenzyme complex. The coding region runs from base 1 to 789 and encodes 262 amino acids. Gene Ontology annotation, biological process: tRNA wobble uridine modification. Lineage: Eukaryota; Fungi; Ascomycota; Saccharomycetes; Saccharomycetales; Saccharomycetaceae. The record is from RefSeq and is a predicted model, not a curated record. The transcript has a single exon.
AUGGGUAGCGUCCAGACUCAGGAGCUUGUCAUUUUUAGCGACAAUUCGGUUCUUUCGAAGGAAUUAUGCUCAGGAGGAAGCCACAACCUUAUCACGAUAACUUCGAGUCCCUCUAAUUCGCCGUUCUGGCUGAUAAACGCGCUGGUAGAAUCGAAAAUAACAGGGUCUCCACACUCUUUGAGUGGUGCUUCUCAGCCUGCUCCCCAUGGAACAUCGUCAGAUCUGCCUGUUACGAUCGGAUCCUUCAUACAUAAUGGAAGGCAGUUCACUGAUGUACUGAAAAAGCUGAAGAUUGACGCAAACUCAUACCGUGUAGUCGAUCUGCUUACGGACUUCGUAGCCAAAAACAUUGGUAAGCCAAGGGCGAAAGUGCUGUCGGAACUUUUGGAUGCCUUCACAGAAGCACCUUCGUCAAUGAUAGUCCUGGAGCAGCCGGAGAUACUUUUGACGCUGCUAGACGGCCUGACAAGCGAUGAAUUGCACCGAAAGUUCAUUUUGCCUCUCAUGACGAAAUGUGGGAUACUGUUGAUAUCAACAAACAUAUGUUACAGUCUCGAUGGAGAUAAUAGAGAUUCAGUACAGUUCGCCAGAUUUGCGUCGGGUUGCCUUUACAAGUCAAUAGCAGUUCUUUCGUUGAGACCACUAGAAACUGGCCGGGCUACGGAUGUGACUGGUUCACUACGAAUAACCAGAGGAGGCACUUCUUCGACUCAGAUCUCUUGCCAUGUUGUUGAGAACGAAUACCUGUAUCUAAACCAACGAGACAGUACGAAAUUGUUCUAUAGAUGA